This is a messenger RNA of Misgurnus anguillicaudatus (oriental weatherfish), 2929 nucleotides long. It is a transcript of the gene trib1, whose product is annotated as tribbles pseudokinase 1. Gene Ontology annotation, cellular component: nucleus. NCBI's taxonomy places the organism in Eukaryota, Metazoa, Chordata, Actinopteri, Cypriniformes, Cobitidae. Gene Ontology annotation, molecular function: ATP binding; protein kinase activity; mitogen-activated protein kinase kinase binding. The record is from RefSeq and is a predicted model, not a curated record. Gene Ontology annotation, biological process: positive regulation of proteasomal ubiquitin-dependent protein catabolic process; regulation of MAP kinase activity; protein phosphorylation.
AAACGAAUCGGUUCACGAAAACGACUCGUUUGUGAAUCGGACAUCUCUACAGCCGAUAGUAGAGCUCAGACAACAGCAUCAGUAGUUGAAUGAGACGGACUGAGAUCCAUACCGGCAAUAUUUCACACGACACAGCUGCUUCAUACAGCACCGGGCUUCAGUAUUCUCACGAGAAGACAAAUGCAAAAAUACUGAAUAAUAAUGGAUAAGCAAAUAUACGAUACAGAUACUUUUUUGCAUUUCACGCUUCCAUUGAUGAACAACUAGGAUCUUUUUUUUCCUUUUGCAGCAGGGCAGGGAUCUUUCAUGUGCAAUUUGUCGGAUUAGUCUGGACGGACUCUCUGUUACAAAAUAUUCGUGUUUAGUCUACUCUUGUUUUUUAAAAAUGAGCGUGCAUUGGAUUCAUAAUCCUGUACCGGGAAGACACGGACACAAGCGCUUUGACACAGAUGAGCCCGUAGCGAAAUGUCCCAGGCUGAGCGAGUCGUCGGGUGAUGCGGGUCUGCUGGGUUCAUCACCCGGAUCUCCGGUCAGCGGAGCGCCUCUGAGCGUCAGCCCAACCCAUCAGUGUCCCGCUCACAUCGGCCAGUUUCUGCUGGUGCCCCUGACCGAUCGACCGGGGGUGCACAGCGCUUUAGAUAUGGACACGGGAGAGGAACUAGUCUGCAAGGUGUUUAAUAUGGGCCAGUACCAGGAGAAAAUCAGAGCCUACAGCAUGCUGUCAAGGCAUAAAAACAUUGCAGAGAUCAAAGACAUAGUUCUUGGAGAGAGCAAGGCCUACGUGUUCCAGGAGAAAGAUUUUGGAGACAUGCACACCUUUGUAAAGAGCAGCAAACGGCUUUCUGAAGACCUGGCCUCCAAGCUUUUCUACCAGGUGGCAUCUGCCGUGAACCACUGCCACCAGGGCGGCGUUGUUUUGGGGGACCUUAAGCUACGCAAGGUUGUGUUCUCAGAUGUAAAAAGGACCCAUUUGAAACUGGAGGGCCUAGAGGAUUGCCGUAUACUAUCCGGAGAGGACGACUCGAUGUUCGACACGCACGGAUGCCCGGCGUACGUGAGCCCUGAGAUCUUGAACGGCGGGGGUAGCUACUCGGGCAAGCAGGCGGACUCGUGGAGCCUCGGGGUUAUGCUGUACACGAUGCUGGUGGGCCGCUACCCCUUUCACGACCCGGACCCGGCAACCCUGUUCUCCAAGAUCCGACGGGGCGCGUACUGCCUUCCAGAGGGGUUGUCCAUGAAGGCGCGAUGUCUGCUUCGCAGUCUGCUCAGAAGGGACCCCGGAGAAAGACUCACCUCUGCCGAGGUGCUCAUUCACCCGUGGUUCCACGAAAACACACAGGACACAGGAAACGCAGAACAGGAAGUCAAUAGCAGAGAACAGGCAGUGCCGCAGAUUGAAGUCGAGCAGGACGAGGACCUUUUCUCCUGAGAAAACCAAUAUGCUGUAGCUUAAACAUGGACCAAACAUUGUCUUAGUAUUUGUUGUAUGUGUGUGUGUGUUUCAUUUUCUAAUACAUUUUCUAAGAAGUAUCCUCAGUGAAUACUUAAAGUACUGUAUCAUCUGUGUCAGGUUUAGGGACAGCGUGCAGUCAGCCGGUAUAUUUUGAAGUCUUUUGGUGCUAGUGAACCGUUUUUUGUUGCUGCGACUGGGCAUUAAUACGAAUGUCGACAUGGUGACUAACCUCACGGGGUAACAUAUUAGCUUCAAAGGAGGGGGAGGACAGACGUGGGCCACUUUAAACAUGGCCAUGUAUGUUGACUCACUCGUUGAAUACUGAAUAGUACCAUAGGUGCAUGUCUCCGGUAAUACAAGGGGACUGAAGAUCACAAGAAAAUAUUCAUGAAUAAGCUGUUGUAAAUCAGCAUUACUGUGUGCCAUUGUCACUUAAGCCUGCCAAACUGUACAGGAAAGGCGAAAGUGAUAUGUCAGCCAUUGAUCUUUAAGAUUUUUGGUAUUGUAAGCUAUACUCAAAUAUCACUCUUGUACAACUACCAGAAGCAUAAAUGUGAUGGUAAAGGACAAAGAUUUAAAAAAUACAUUGUUCCAAUAAACAAACCUAGACAGAUAAGGUAAAUAUUGUAAAUAAGAUCUUUAAAGGUUUUUCACAGUCUCACGUGUGUCUCCUAUAAAUCAGAUCUCAACAAUCAGAGAUUUCGGUAAGAUUUUUUAUUUUAUAGCCCAAUACUCGACUGUUCUACAUUCAUUUUAUUUCUCAAUUGUUCCUGAGGCAUUUAAUGAGAAACAUCUGAGACAAAGUUGAUACUUAAUCAAAGAUGAUAUAGGCAAACCCUAAGCAAUACAGUUUUUCAAGACAAAAAAAACUUCAGUAGAUCCCUUACCCUGCUUUACCUUAAUCUGUCUUGUCCUGCCAGUCAAGCAUUCAAUAACAUACGGAUUCAAUAUUGCAGGUCAGUUGUUAUUGCGGAUAAGAUAAAGACAAGAAUGACUCAACAGCUGGGUGUUGGUGUACAAAAGAGGAAUGGACUGAGAUUGCCAUGUUCAGUAUGACUAAGUCUGUGUAUCUUUACUCUUACUUUAAAGAAGAGAGAACAGUACUACAGUAGCGUAACUGUAAGGGCAGAGUUCCCACAGAGGUCUGUUUUUUUUUUUUUUUUUUUUGCUUCCUCUCGCAUUGUUACCUCUGAAUGCAAGCAUAAUAGUACCAUGCGACUUUUAUGCUUUCUGAAAGGCUCUUUAUAGGCAAAGCCUCUGUUUGUCUGGAGGGCAUGCAAAGUGUCUGUCUCAUGCACGCAGCACAUGGAGAAAGCUGACACGGGUGCACAAAGUUCAUAUUGCACUGUGAAUUAUGUAUUUGUGACAUAAACCUCAAGGGUUGACCGGGAGGGUGUAAUGGUUAUUCGUUGUAAAUAUGUACAUUUUAAGUGUAUGGAUGAAAUGAAAUAAAGAUCACAAUUUUUCUUAUUUAAA